Messenger RNA from Miscanthus lutarioriparius, 396 nucleotides. The record is from the annotation of a GenBank genome assembly. NCBI's taxonomy places the organism in Eukaryota, Viridiplantae, Streptophyta, Magnoliopsida, Poales, Poaceae.
AUGGCCAACAACAUGCUCCUCGUGACCCAGUGCCACGAGUCGAACACGGACAGCUUCAUUUUGCCGGCCGGUUACGACCUCAAGACGACGGCGACCUCCUCCGUUGUCUCCCUGCCCGUCAUCGACAUGUCCCGUGGCCGCGACGAGGUGGUCAACCACGGCGUCUCCGAGCAGGUGCUGCGUGACAUGGAGGCGGUGUGCGAGUUCUUCCAGCUGCCAGCGGCCGACAAGGCGGAGUUCUACUCGGAAGACAAGAGCAAGCCCAACAGGCUCUUCUCCGGCACCACCUACGAGACCCUCGGCGAGAAGUACUGGCGGGACUUCCUCCACCUUGUCUACCCCUUACCCGCCGGCGACACCAAGGACUGGCCCCACAAGCCACAGAGGCUCCGGUAA